CAGUGAGAUUUGAGAAUUGUUUAUAUUAGCGUUUCUAUUUCAUUAUUACUAUUUUUCUUACCUUUAUAUGUUUGCCUGCUUUAAGCAAAGCUCAAACUUAAACUUAAUAUUGGGUCCAUCAGGUUUAAAAACACCACCACCAACCUGUGUUUAUUUUGUAGCUUUGGUAUCACCUGUGAUUUGAAAUAAUACUGAGUAUCCAGUUAGCCUUUCUAAUAGCAACAAUCAAGCAGGCCUUGAAACUUAACAAAUUCUGUAGGCUAGUCAACUAAAACACCUGUAGUAUAUACUGUUCCCUAAUAGAAGUUGUUUUUAUCUUAAAGUAUUAAAAGUAGCCCACUGAUUUCUGUUAGGAUUAGUAAUUAGAAUACAAGGAUUUAAACGAUUUUGAUCAUAACAAGCCUAGGUAUUGUUUGCUAUGGGAAUUCAGUAAUUUUAUUUCACGCUUGCUAACAUUUCUAGCAUGUUAGCAUUUUAUGCUGUGAUCCCUCUUAAUUAUGAGGUCAGGCUUAGCUGCAAGCAUUAUGAUUCUGUGGCAGCAGAUCAUUUCCUGAUUUACCAGAGAGAUGACACACUUCCCUAAUGGCUAAAGUUACAGUGACCCAAUGAAAGAAGAAAAUGAAAGGCAUUAAGAAAAGUCUUACAGAAGAAUACCUAUACUUGGACUUUUCUCACCAAAUAGAAGGAUGCGUCUUUCCUCUUCAUACAUCUGUAACUUUGUUUCUGUUAUCAUACUGUGACUGCAAAAUCUUUAAAGUUUGCUUAGUCCCCACUGGAGAAAGUACAGAUAGUUCAUUAAAAAAUGUAGUGCCCCAGGAUGUUGAAGUACAAAUUAUUUCAAGGCAAGAGCUUCCUCCAAUAGUCCAGAAUUGCUGUUUACCUGCAAUAGUAGAAAAACCAGACAAUUUCUGUAGAGCAGGACUUGCUGUUGUACUGAGACACAUAAUCCAGAGAUCAUAUGAAGCUGACCCCUCCAAGAAGGAAAUUUUGGAACUUUUGGGUUUUAAGAAGACUUGCUUGAAAGCCUGUGCUGAAGUCAGUCAGUGGACCAGGCUAUGCGAACUUACCAUCCCUUUAGCUAUUGAGAAUUUUCUCAGAGAAUCUUCUGACCAGCACCCAGCUAUCCCCGCAGAAAUACUACAGUUAGAGAAGAAGCUUAGCGAGCCCGUUAGAGUGCAUAAUGACGACAAACUCCGUAGGCAGAAGCUGAAGCAACAGAAGGCUGCUGGGGUCGGGCCUUCCCUUGCUAAGGAAAAAGCAAUGGGCAAGGUACAUAGACAAGAAACGUCUCAAGAGUUGGACUCUACAUCUGAGAACCUGGAACUGAAAGUUGCAUUCUCGAAGCUCACAGUACAGGAAGAACCAGCUGCCACCCACAGGGAGCCUCCUCACAUCAGAAAAGCAAAAGCCUCUGACCUCCCACCUCUGGAGCAUGUGUUUGCGGAGGGCCUCUACUUCACUUUGGCAGAUAUCGUACUCUUGCCUUGUAUCCAUCAUUUUUUGGUAAUUAUCUGCAAGAAACUUUCUGAAAAGCUGAUAGAAUUUCCACUGUUGGCUGCUUGGUACCAGAGGAUUCAGGAAGUGCCAAGAGUAAAAACAGCAGCUUCUCAGUGUGGAAUCCAAUUUCUCCAUUUACCAGAGUUGCUGACCGCCUCAAAUGAACAAGAUUCAAACUUAAGUGAGGUCCCAGGUGUAGAGGAGCAAAAUGAUGCUUCAUUUAUAGGAGGACCAAGGCCCACUAUGACCAAGUUAAUGGAAAAAGGCAUUGAAGUGAUGUUUUCCCCUCACCCUUGCCCUACUUGGACCCUUGAUUGGAGUAGUCUUCCUGCAGCAGUGAGCCCAAAGGAAGGUAAAAUGUCCAGUGAUCGAGCUCUGAGAAAACAGCAGCAGUUAAACAACCUUGUUUACAUCGUGACAAAUCAGGCCAAACCUGGUGACAGAAUUGUGGAUUUCUGCAGCGGCGGGGGCCAUGUUGGGAUUGUCCUUGCUCACAUGCUGCCAUCAUGCCAGGUUACAUUAAUAGAAAACAAGGAAUUAUCAUUAAUUCGUGCUAAGAAGAGAAGUGAUGAACUAGGUUUAAGCAACAUUUGGUUCAUUCAAGCAAAUAUGGAGUAUUUUACAGGGAUGUUUAAUAUUGGGGUGGCACUGCAUGCUUGCGGAGUGGCCACAGACAUGGUGAUUGAGCACUGCAUCAAAACGCGGGCUUCCUUUGUCACCUGCCCUUGCUGUUACGGUUUCAUUCAGAACACCUCAAAGUUUCAUUUUCCCAAAAGUGAACAAUUCAAGAAAACUUUAUCAUAUAAGGAACACAUGAUUCUGUGCAGAUUUGCGGAUCAGACAGCUGUGCAGCUUCCGCCCCAACGAAGACUCGUAGGAAAACAGUGCAUGUGCCUAGUGGAUCUGGAUCGAGCAAGAGCUGCAGAAGAACGUGGUUACUGCGUUCAAGUAAUAUCCAUGGAGCCAGAGAGCUGCUCUCCCAAAAAUAACAUGAUCGUGGGAGUCCCCAUUUAGAAGGAGAUAUUCACCUUUGAUGGU
Mustela erminea (ermine) is the source of this 2535-nucleotide messenger RNA. RefSeq names its product glutathione S-transferase C-terminal domain containing (gene GSTCD). Bases 619 to 2511 code for a protein of 630 amino acids. The record is from RefSeq and is a predicted model, not a curated record. NCBI's taxonomy places the organism in Eukaryota, Metazoa, Chordata, Mammalia, Carnivora, Mustelidae. The transcript is spliced from 12 exons.